This is a messenger RNA of Loa loa (African eye worm), 1422 nucleotides long. RefSeq lists its product as hypothetical. The record is from RefSeq and is a predicted model, not a curated record. Lineage: Eukaryota; Metazoa; Nematoda; Chromadorea; Rhabditida; Onchocercidae. Bases 1 to 1422 code for a protein of 473 amino acids. The transcript is spliced from 10 exons. Gene Ontology annotation, biological process: DNA repair. Gene Ontology annotation, molecular function: double-stranded DNA binding; polynucleotide 3'-phosphatase activity; ATP-dependent polydeoxyribonucleotide 5'-hydroxyl-kinase activity.
AUGACUAGACGAGCCUGUACAACAAUGCUUGACUGGUUAACUGACAGCAAAAAAGACCGAAAGGAUGAUGGAAAUGGAGGAUACGCUCGGUGGCAUAGUGUUGGGAAAGAUCUUAUGGUCCUUGAUUUCGGUAACAUCAAUCACUGUGCAGAUAUAGCAGCUUUUGAUUUUGAUGGUACUGUGAUAAUAACGAAAUCUGGCAAAACGUUUCCUGAAAAUGAGGAUGACUGGCAGUUUUUCUGCGAAUCUGUACCACAUGCCUUGACCGACAUUGUUGGGAAGGAUUUCAAAGUAGUGAUAUUUACGAAUCAGCGAGGCAUACAAAAGGGCUCUCAAGAUCGUGAUGCCUUCUGCAGAAAAAUGGAAAAAGUGUGUCAGGAAAUCAACAUUCCCGUACAGGUAUUUGUUUCUCUGGGAACACUGCAGUACCGUAAGCCAUAUAUUGGUAUGUGGAAUUAUUUUGAAAGUCAUGGAAAUGGCGGUAUUUCAGUCAAUCGGCAAUCAUCAUUUUAUGUUGGUGACGCUGCAGGCCGCAUACAGACAAAUGUGGACGUUGAGGAGUAUACAUUACCGUCUUUUUUACCGUCAUCCCUGUUGGAUGAGAAAGUUAGCUUGUUUGAUCCAGAAAAUACUUCGAUACCAGGUAAUGGUUUGGAAGUGCUUAUAUUCGUUGGUUACCCUGGAUGUGGUAAAAGUAGUCUCGCUAAAAAAUUAGCUGCACAGCACGGAUAUGGUAUAGUGAAUCGAGACACACUGAAAACCUGGCAGAAAUGUGUUGAGAAUGCAAAAAUUCUUUUGAAACGACAGCAAAACGUUAUUGUUGACAAUACUAAUGCUGACAAAGAAUCGAGGAAACGAUACAUCAGUCUUGCUAAAUCAUUUGGAGCUGUUUCGCGGUGCUUUUUAUUUAACUGUACACUGGAACAAGCAGCACAUAAUUGCAAAUAUCGUGUUAUUAUUGAUACCGACGAAAAACACAUUGAAAUUGGCCGAAUGGUACUUGAUGGUUACAAAAAAAAUUUGAAGUCUUCUUCACGGACAGCCUCUUUUGGCGGGGGGAGAGGGGAGAGAGUUGCGCACCCUAAUGAGGUUGCAAGCUAUGCUGAUGAUCGCGCAUGCCCCCGGGUGGAGUUUGGAAGUGACCCAGAAGAACAGAUGCCGAUGUUACUGCGCUGUGGAAGAAAUAAAGCUAAUGAAUUGAUGGAAGAGCAACUUAACAGGAAGGAUGGAUUCGGUGAGGGUUGUUGCCGUAUGGGCUGUCUUGCUUUGCACAGUAACCGAAUGACACGCCUUCACGAUGAAAAGUACAUAUGUGGUAUUUAUGGGCGUAUAAUGUCUUUUUGCCGUGGGCGGUAUGAUCGACCGCUUUUUGCAUCAGUAGAACUUCCGAUGUCCGCAACUGAUAACACAUUGUUUCUUUGA